Molecule: messenger RNA, 1217 nt
Organism: Paramecium pentaurelia
Lineage: Eukaryota; Ciliophora; Oligohymenophorea; Peniculida; Parameciidae
Source: the annotation of a GenBank genome assembly
AUGAGUAUAUAAAAGUCUGUAGUUUUACUUCCUUACAACAAGACUUUGAAUUUUUAAAUGGAAGCAAAUACAACUGUGAAUGAAUUGCUAUUACAUUUAUAGCAAUAAGAGUAGUAAUAUUUUAUAUUAAAUUAGAAUAUUAGGAAAUACGAAUAUGUGGAUUUGUUAUUCAUAAUAAAGGAAUAUUUAAUUAAAUAGUAAUAAUAUAAUUGGAAAUAUUGCUAAUGAGAUAUUGAUUGUAAUUUGCUAAAAGUAAUAAGAAAAACAAAAAUUAAUUACAAUCAGUAUUCAACCUUAAAAAAUUUUUAGUCAAUUUAAGGCUAGCUCUUUAUUUCAAGUCUAAGAAUUAUUAAAUUAUAUUCGAAUUUAAUAUUAGUAAAUUACUAAUUAUUAUCAAAAGAUUAAACGAAAAUUAUUAGAAUUGGGAAUGUUAUUCGGAAAACUAAAAUCGAUAUCUGAAACCAGAUGAAAUGCUUGGAGAUAUAGAAAUGGAAAAUUUAGUCAUCUUCACAAAUAAAAUUAAUAUUCAGAAACGAAUAUAAAUUGGAUAAAAUAUACAAUUUCUUAUAGAAGCAGAAUUAAAUACAUAAAUUUAGUAAAUAUUUUAAUCAGUUAAAGCUCAUUAUAAGUAUAUAUAAUAAUCUUAUCAUUAGAUUAGAAGGAGAUAUAAACUAAUGGACAUGUUAUUCUUAUUAAUAAAAUUAAUAUCUUGAUUUAAAUUCUAAAAUAAAUUAAAUAAAUGGUGAAAUGUUGCUUAUAACAACAUAAAAUAGCAUUUUUAAAACUGAAAAUCUAUUUUAAACUAGUUUUGAUAUAUUUAAUACCAAUUAAACUAAUAAUAAUACUAAUUAAUUGUUCUAAUCAUAUAAUUAAGUUUAAUUUUUUAUUUAUUAAUAGUCACAAUAAAAUGAUCAACAAAAAAUAUUACUAAAUAUUGAGAUAUUAGAAGGAGUUAUAAUAAGAUAACUACUACUUUAUUUUAGUCCACAUACUCAAAUUGAAAAAGUAGCAAUAGCUAUUUUAAAUUAUUUAUCAAUUAAUCAGUAUUUUAAAAUAGUUUAUUUAGAUCUUAAGCGUCACUUGAUCUUUUUAUAAAUGGACAUUAAUAUAAUAAUUAAAAAGAUAGAGUCUAAACUUUGUAUUAAUGUGGUAUAAGUAAUAAUGCCAUGGUUUAAGCUAGAGUAAGAUGGUUAGAUACAAAAGUAUGUUUAACUUGA